Messenger RNA from Phragmites australis (common reed), 2897 nucleotides. Its product is annotated as protein WEAK CHLOROPLAST MOVEMENT UNDER BLUE LIGHT 1-like. NCBI's taxonomy places the organism in Eukaryota, Viridiplantae, Streptophyta, Magnoliopsida, Poales, Poaceae. The transcript is spliced from 3 exons. Bases 233 to 2671 code for a protein of 812 amino acids. The record is from RefSeq and is a predicted model, not a curated record.
UCUCAGUAAUCCCAUGUGUCCUCGCGAGCCAGACAAACCGAGCACGUACGCCCCCACUCCGCCUCAGAAAAAAAACCGAGGGAGAGAAGAGGAGGAGGAGGAAGAGAAGAAUCGCGAGCGCGAAGAGUGGAGAUCCAAAUCGGCGCGAAAGGAGGCCCCGGUCGCCUCGCCCGCGAGGAAAUCCUCCGCGCGAUCGAGAGCAAACCAGUUGGGGCUUAGAGAAGUCUAAGGAAUGGAAUUGAAUAAUGCCACCGACGAAAGUAACUCAAAAGACUCUUCUGCAAAUGCUUCUUCAUCUCCAACAGGAAGUCCAGAAACUUCUGUGGAUUUACCAACUCCCCCUGCAACCAAGGAUGUCCCUGACAAUAAUGAUCACGAGGAACCAAGCGGACAUGAAGAUAAGUCAGCCCUAGCAGCAAUUGAGAACUUUAAUUCGCUUGUAGUUUCUGCUGAUUUAACAGAGCACCAUGUGGAAUCAAAUGGCCCUUCAGAUAGUGGUCCUGAAAUGCCCUCUAGUUCAGGACCAACUGAGGCAUUCACAAACUUAACAAAUGGUAAGGAAGAUCAUCCUUCUUCAGCAGAUGCAAUUGAAGCGAACCAUAUCCUUGAUAUUGUUUCAAAUGGUGCUGGAACUAUGGCAACAGAUGGGAUGAAAUCUAAAGAGGACCAAAUAUAUUAUCAAACAGACAUUGCUAUAAAUCCAAAAAGGGCAGAAGACUCGGAAACAAGACCUGAAAGUCCAUACAGAGGCCUUAUUGACACUACUGCACCUUUUGAGUCCGUUAGAGAAGCUGUCACCAAGUUUGGGGGAAUUGUUGAUUGGAAAGCUCACAAAGCUCUGAUGAUCGAGAGACGCAAGCUCAUACAACUUGAACUUGAGAAGGUUCGAGCAGAAAUUCCAAGUUGCAAGGAGGAACUAGAAGAUGCUGAAAUGGCUAGAUCACAAGUACUUGGUAAGCUAGAGUACACUAAGAGGCUCAUUGAGGAGCUGAAGCAUAAUCUGGAGAAAGCACAGACUGAAGAAGUUCAGGCGAAACAGGAUUCUGAGCUUGCGCAACUCAGGGCACAAGAAAUUGAACACGGCAUAGCUGAUGAAGCUAGUGCAAUAGCCAGGACGCAAAUGGAAGUCGCAAAAGAAAGACAUAAAAAGGCUGUUGCUGAACUUAAGUCAGUAAACAAAGAGCUGAGGUCAGUACGCAAACAGUAUGCUACCCUAAUCAAUGAAAGACAUACAGCAAUCAAAAGAUCAGAGGAAGUUAUAUCUGCCAGUAAGGAGAUUGAGAAGCGAGUGGAGGAAUUAACUUUAGAAUUGAUUGCAUCUAAAGGGUCUCUUGAGUUGGCCCAUGCUGCACAUCACGAAGCAGAAGAACAUAGAAUCAGUGCAGCAUUGGCGAAAGAGCAAGACUGCCUUGCUUGGGAGAAAGAGUUGCAUCAGGCACAAGAGGAGCUGCAACAGCUAAACAGUAACCUUCUAUCCAAAUCCAAAAAUGAUAUGAAGCUGAAUAUAGAUGCAAAUUUGCGCAAGUUGCUUAGCCUCAAUUCUGAGUUGGCAGCCUAUAUGGAGCAUAAACUGAGUGAAGAAGCAGAAGAAGUUUCCAAGGAGGAUGAAUCUGAAGAUGCUAAACAAAUCGACAAGUCAAUUAAGGAAACUCUAACUUCCAAACAGAAAGAGUUUCAGGAGGUUAAAGAGAACAUUGAAAGGGCGAAGACCGAGGCCAACUUGUUAAGAUUUGCUGCUACAACACUCAGAUCAGAACUGGACAAUGAGAAAGCUUCACUUGCCACAUUGCAGCAGAGGGAAGCUAUGGCAUCUAUUGCAGUUUCUUCGCUAGAAGCUGAGCUCAACCGGACGAAACAAGAGAUAGAAUCUAUCAGGUCGAAGGAAACAGAUGCCCAAGAAAAGAUGGUGGAGCUUCCUAAGAUAUUACAGCAAGCAACUCAGGAGGCUGAGGACGCCAAGGUGGCAGCUCACUUGGCACAAGAGGAACUGAGGAAGGCCAUGGACAAACUUGAGCAAACCAAGGCUUCUGCAACUACAGCACAGAUCAGAUUAUGUGCUGUUAUGAAAGAAAAAGAAGCAUCCGAAGCAUCUGAGAGGCUAGCACUUGCGGCAGUUCAAGCAUUGCAAGAAAGCAAGGAGGAAAGAGACGUCGAGGAUUCUCCAAGACGAGUGACACUUCCUUUAAGCGAGUAUUAUGAACUUAGCAAGAGAGCACAUGAAGCUGAAGAACUGGCAAAUGGGGUGGUGGCAGAAACAUUGGCACAGGUGGUGUCGGUAAAGGAAUCUGAAUUAAGGAGCUUAGAGAGACUAAAUGAAGCAUCCGAGGAAAUGGAUGAAAAGAAGGAAGCUCUUGAAAUCGCAUUGGAGAGAGCCGAGAGGGCAAACGAAGGGAAACUAGCUGCCGAGCAGGAACUGAGGAAAUGGAGAGCUGACCAUGAGCAGCACCGCAGAGCCCAUGAAGCCGCGAAACGUGCAGUUAAUCCUUUGAGUGGUCCAUCUAGGGUAUUUGUUGAACAGAAGGUUCCUUACCACAACGAGCUGGAAUCGAAGCUGCAGAUGUCAGGAAGUAGUUACGAGGACCUUGCGUCAAAUAAGAAGUUACAGAGGAAGAAAUCAUUCUUCCCGCUAGUGGGUUCAGUCCUAUCCAGGAAGACUCGGGCUCAGACAUGAGAUAAACAAGGUCCUAGGGCUUGGGCAAGCGUACCGUUGUACAUUGGUGUAAUAAGUUGGUUUUUUGUCUUACGGGUUGGUGUCCGGUGUAAGUUGUAAUUUGUUGGUGAAAACACCGGAGGGCAUAUGCUAGUAUGCCUAUAUCAUUUUUUGGGUAACUCGGCAACUCUGGAUAUUUUUUUGAGAAUGUUCAUGUGUAAUGUAGUGAUGAGUAGUUCUGUUCUUU